UUGUCAUUUGUAGCUUGGCCCUCACACAUUACAAAGUACACAGGUUGGGCUCAGAAUUCCCACCCAGUGUGACUGUCAGAUAUUAGUUGUGUAUUUGGAUCAGGAGUACAGUGAGUAUAGUGAAAGGGCUUCAGGCUUCUCCAGUAUGCCAUUUUCCUAUCCAGUAACAGUCCCAGGGGGCACUCUUUGGCCCAUUGGGGAAACUCGCUUGUAUUCCAGGGAGCUCAAGUACAGGAAACACUGUCACCAUGUACCAUAUUUAUUAUGAUGUUAUCACUUUGAUCUAUGACACAAAAGUUAGUUGGGCGUUCCUGAUGAAACUAUCUAGUAACUUGGCAGCAACACAACCACAUUAAUUACUGGUAUGUAGCAUAGCCUUUAAUGUCAACAAAUGAAAGCCAGUGAGCAUGGAAACCACCUGUCCAUUCGAAUACUUCUGCUAUUGUGUAAUAUGGAAAGGUAUUGUUCUGGCAAUAGAUAAUUGUUUCAUUGCCAGCACCACAUAAGAAAGCAUCAGCAAAACACACUGCUCUCUUCUAAAUGCAGCAAGACAACUCUAGACGAAGUAAGAUGUGGUGGUUUGUUGCAGUAGCAUGUCUAAUACACACAACUGUAAGCUCAGAAGAACUCACCAGAAGUGAAAAAGAUGGAAAUCCUGAAAUUCAUAUGAAUGUUAGUCAGGUGAUUUCUUUCCGAGGAUACCCCAGUGAAGAGUAUGAAGUCUUGACGGAUGAUGAUUAUUAUUUGACAAUAAAUAGAAUUCCCUAUGGAAGAAAAAAUCUUACCUUUGGAGGUCCAAAGCCUGUUGUGCUACUCCAGCAUGGAAUACUUGCAGAAGCUAGCCAUUGGGUUGAAAAUAUGGCUGACAACAGCUUCGGUUUCAUAUUAGCAGAUGCUGGCUAUGACGUUUGGCUAGCAAACAGCAGAGGGUGCAGAUGGUCUCAGAGACACCAGAAUUUCUCAACUGACCAAGAAGAAUUCUGGGACUUCAGUUUCCAUGAAAUGGCCAUGUAUGACUUGCCAGCAACGAUCAACUUUAUUCUACAGAAAACUCAACAGGAGAAAUUGUACUACAUUGGCUAUUCUCAAGGUGCUUCUAUUGGUUUCAUAGCAUUUUCGGCCCAGCCAGAGCUGUCUCAAAAAAUCAAAAUGUUUUUUGCCUUGGCACCCGUGGUCUCUAUUAAGCACGCUCCAAGCCCUAUGUUAAAGCUAUUACUUACUCUUUCUGAAAACUCCGUCAAGGGCUUAUUUAACACCAAAGACGUGGUUUUUUGGAAGAAGCCAGUGAGAAAUUUUAUCAUUCGGUUAUGCAGAAAUACAUUGAUGAAGAACAUAUAUGCCCGUAUGAUGUUUUCUCCAGGUGGAUUCAAUGCCACAAAUUUAAAUAUGAGUCGAGUAGAUGUAUAUGCAGCUCACUUUCCAGAUGGAUCCUCCGUUAAAAAUAUUCUACAUUGGCAACAGGUGGGAAAGUCAGAAUUAUUCAGAUGGUUUGACUAUGGAAGUGAGAAUCAAGCAAAAUAUAACCAGUCAUAUCCUCCUUUAUAUGAAAUAGAAGACAUGAUGGUGCCAACUGCAGUAUGGUCUGGAGGAAACGACUUGGUGGCAGACCCAGAAGAUAUGAAGAUUUUACUUUCUCAAAUUAACAAACUAGUUUACCAUCAUGAAGUGUCGGAUUGGAACCACUGGGAUUUCAUCUGGGGGCUCAAUGCUCCCCAACGCAUGUACUCUAAAAUCAUUGAGUUCAUGAGGAAGUCUUUAUUUUGACAUAGUAGAAUUUAUUUUUAUUUGAUUGACUUCUCUUUCUUUCACUUUAAUCACCAUAUCCUGAUCAAGUAGACAAGACUAAUGUGGGAACAUCAGUGCUGCCUUAUUUAAUGCAACAGUGCUCAUCUUUAUUUUAAAACCAUGUCUUUGUUUAUAUGCUGAUGGUUCCUUUGUUUGUUUGAGACAUUUUUGCCCUGUAUUUCCAUGUUAGGGACCUUUAAGGCAGCUAAUAACAAUGUAAAAUCGAUACCAAAUAAUUUAGAACAAAACCUAAAGCCAAAUAACAGAAGCAAUCCACAAUCCACAAAUCCAAUAGAAUUUCUGGUUUCAAUCCAAACAUAUUUUAUACCAAGGGUGGGGAGGGAGUGUAGGGGAGGCCAUGAACUAAAAGAAGCUCAAAGAACUAAAAGUUAUUAAAGAAAACAAUAAAAACCUGUUUCAUGAGGCACCAGCAAAGAAGUUGAGAAUCUUUCAAGACAUUGGUCAUACAAGCUCAGGGGCUGCAUAUGUUCUUUUUUAACUUGAGGCUCUGGCAGCUGCCUGGAUUUGCAUGCAGUUCAGUGGUGCCUUUAAAAAAUCAAUUUGUGAGGCUGUUUGGUUUUUUUAUAUUAUAUUUACUGUCCCUGACUAUGACAAAGAAUAGACUUGAGGUAUCAGCGUGUUCUGUCCACAGUCAUAUUUUUCAUUGUGCCAAUUUAGAACUCUUCUCAUAAGGGGCUUUUUAAAAACUCUGAUUAUAGUACUCAUUGUAGGCAAGAUUUAUGCAGCAUUUCUUUUCAGCAGACUUCAGUCUGGGGUGGCUGAUUUGAAAAUCCUUGGCCCAAAACAGGUGGCAUUUCAUAUGGCACAUAGUACGCUCAAUCAUUGUCAGGUGCUAUCCCACCUGAUUAAUAAGUAUGCCAUUUCGAGGAGGAGCUUUUUAUAUGCAUCUUUCAUAAACCUUUCAUUUGUAUUUGUCUCCAUAUCUAGAAGCUGUCUAUGGGCUACAUUGAACCAAAACACAAUAGACAAGAGAUUUAUGUGUUUAAUUAAAAAUCUCUAUACUGAUUCUACUGCCCAAAUGCAGUAUAAUAGUGAGGGUCACUUAACUGCCCCCUUCCCUGCCUUCUAGCACCAUCUUUAUUUAGCUGGUACAUGUCCAAUUUGCCAGUUUUUUUAUUGAUCCUUCUCUGCACUUGCCUACCCCACCUCAAAAAUCCUAGGAGCAGGUAGGUAGGUAGUAGACAGAAGAAACAAAAAUAUUGUACAAUAUUAUAACAAUACAUGGACCAAUAAACCUGUGAAACAUCUUGGAAUUUAGGUAACUUUGAAGACCUAUUAAAGUCAGUUUUUUCCAAAUCAAUUCUGAACAUAGCUCAUAAGCCUUCCCCCCACUCCUGUGUGAGCCCCGCCACACAUUAACCUUGGGAUUCUGCUCUGUGUCCUCAGCAGUGUCCCAGGCACCAACAAAUCUCUUACAUGACAUCCAUACUAAAGAUAUGGGAGCUCUGGAAAAACUAAAUCUCCAAGGGUCCCUACUGAUGUAGUAUUCAACAGACCAGAAAAAGGAGGGAAGGAGAGUCUAAGAUAAAGGAGAACUUUGGGGAGAAAUAAACUUGCUUUUAAGAGAGGUAAGCUAGUCUUUCUGAGUCAGGAAACUGCAACCCCUUCUGUGAUGGGCAGGGGAGACGAGUUGCCAUUGAGCCUGUGUAUAAUACUCAUCCCCACUCAAGGCUAGCGUCUACGUGCUGAAGAUACAGUUCUGUGGCACAGGGAAGUGCCUAAGCCUGAGGAUGAAGGUGGGGGUUCUUCCUUCCCCCAUUUCUCUACAAGUAAAAUUCCUUGUGCCUUCUCUUCUUGGGCUCCAGGUAUAUUCACAUACAGGAAACCUUUUCCACUGUAAAAGAGGUUGUGUGUAUGCGUGUGUGUGUGUGAGAGAGAGAGACAGAGAAUUCUGUGAAUUACAUGCAUUUACUGAGGAUAACCGCCAGAGGGCACUUUUCCUAUAUUCAUAUUUUGAGCUUGAACCAUCUAUAGAUACAUAAGUCCCAUUGCACACAGAUGGCAAAAUUCAGGCAUGUUUUUAAUUCUCCUAUUGAAAUCUGCAGGACUUAAAGUUACCAAACUAGGCUGGAUCAUAUAUUUUAUGUUCUGAUACAUUUGAUAUGAACAGACAUUACUGGAAAGGAUAACUCUCUGAGUCAAUUAACGAAAGCUUAUGCUAUAAUAAAAUUGGUUAGUCUUAAAGGUG
Molecule: messenger RNA, 3994 nt
Organism: Eublepharis macularius
Lineage: Eukaryota; Metazoa; Chordata; Lepidosauria; Squamata; Eublepharidae
Product: lysosomal acid lipase/cholesteryl ester hydrolase-like
Exons: 10
Coding region: 541-1764 (407 amino acids)
Molecular function (GO): hydrolase activity, acting on ester bonds
Source: RefSeq, a predicted model, not a curated record